AUGUCGAACAGUAUAAAGGUGGUCGCCCGGUUCAGGCCGCAGAACCGGACAGAGAUUGAAUCGGGGGGGUUGCCCAUUGUGAGGUUUGAGAGUGAAGAUACUUGCGCUCUAGAUUCAAAAGAGGCAACUGGUUCCUUCACUUUCGACCGCGUGUUUGAUAUGAACUCGCGGCAGAAAGACGUAUUCGAUUUCUCCAUCAAACCUACCGUCGACGACAUUCUUAAUGGAUAUAAUGGCACAGUCUUUGCAUAUGGGCAAACGGGAGCGGGAAAGUCGUAUACCAUGAUGGGGACGGAUAUAGACAACGAUGAGGGAAGGGGGGUGAUACCAAGAAUCGUAGAGCAGAUAUUUGCCAGCAUUCUGGCCAGUCCAGGCACGAUCGAAUACACCGUCCGAGUUAGUUAUAUGGAAAUCUACAUGGAGAAGAUUAGAGAUUUACUGGCGCCACAAAACGACAAUCUACCAGUCCACGAAGAAAAGAAUAGGGGUGUAUAUGUUAAAGGCUUGCUGGAAAUCUAUGUGUCGAGUGUGCAGGAAGUGUACGAGGUGAUGCGAAGGGGAGGGUCAUCAAGAGCAGUCGCUGCGACCAACAUGAACGCCGAGUCCUCGCGGUCACAUUCGAUAUUCGUAAUUACCAUAACGCAGAAGAACGUCGAGACGGGAUCAGCAAAGAGCGGACAGUUAUUCUUGGUCGAUUUAGCUGGUAGUGAAAAGGUUGGCAAGACUGGUGCUACCGGGCAGACCUUGGAGGAAGCGAAGAAGAUCAAUAAGAGUUUGAGCGCCUUGGGAAUGGUUAUCAACAACCUGACGGACGGAAAAUCACAACAUAUUCCAUAUCGAGACUCGAAACUCACACGAAUUCUCCAGGAGUCUCUAGGGGGAAAUAGUAGGACGACUCUCAUCGUGAAUUGUUCGCCCAGCAGUUACAACGAUGCGGAAACUCUCAGCACUCUGCGGUUCGGUAUGCGAGCAAAGGCAAUCAAGAACAAGGCCAAGGUCAAUGCGGAAAUAAGUCCUGCGGAAAUGAAGGCACAGAUGAAGAAGAUGCAAUCCCAAAUCACCACAUUCGAGCAUUAUUUCCAUACCUUAGACGCCGAGGUACAGCAGUGGAGAUCUGGUGAAUCUGUACCAAAAGAGAAAUGGGCACCUCCUCUCACGGGCGUAGCCGCUACAAAGCUAGACACGAGAGCACCACGACCAUCCACACCCUCGAGACUCACCACUGACAGUCGGGCAGAAACACCCGCCGCAUCAGAAAGAUCAGCCACGCCUUCACUGCCGCUGGAAAAAGACGAAAGGGAAGAGUUUUUAAGGAGAGAAAAUGAGCUGCAGGAUCAGAUAGCGGAAAAGGAAACCCAAAUAGCGGCUCUAGACAAGUCGCUCCGAGAAACAAGAGAAGAGCUCACUUAUCUAAAGGAGCAUGACAACAGAACGAAUAGGGACAACGAGAGGCUUACGGGCGAAGUCAACGAGUUCAGGAUGCAUCUAGAAAGAUUGUCGUUCGAAGGCAAGGAGGCGCAAAUCACCAUGGACGCAUUAAAAGAAGCCAACAACGAACUCACAACCGAGUUGGAUGAACUCAAGCAACAGCUGCUGAACGUCAAGAUGAGUGCAAAAGAGACAAGUGCUGUACUCGAUGAGAAGGAGAAGAAGAAGGCCGAGAAGAUGGCCAAAAUGAUGGCCGGCUUCGACCUUGGUGGUGAUAUAUUCAGUGAAAACGAGCGCUCAAUCAAGAGCGCUAUUGACCAGGUCGAUGCGUUGCAUGAGCAAAGUGCUGCCGGCGAAGCGAUACCCCCACAGGAACUCCAAGAUAUCCGAGCAAGAUUAGUCGAAACGCAGGGGAUAAUUCGGCAAGCUGAGCUGUCUCUUUAUAGUAAUACGUCCAGCGAUGCCAAUUCUAAACGGAGAGAAGAGCUUGAAGUUCGCCUACAGAUAGUUGAACGAGACUACGUGGAUCUUCUCGAAAGAAAUCUCACCGAAGACGACAUCGCUGAAGUCAAGGACCGACUUGCGGACGCAUAUGUCAAUAAGCAGGAUGUGCAGUCUGAGCUGGUGCAAGGCCUCAAGGCGGAAUUGGCACAGAAAGCUUCCGAGAUUCAAAAAUUCAAAGCUGUCAAUGAUGAUUUGCAAAGGCGCGUCAAGACUGGUGCCGUAGCAAAUGGUGCUCCAGGAAUGCCAAAUGGCAAGACAGUCCAACAGCAGAUUGCUGAAUUUGAUGUCAUGAAGAAGAGUCUCAUGCGUGAUCUCCAAAACAGAUGCGAGCGUGUGGUCGAGCUUGAAAUUUCCCUUGAUGAAACUCGGGAGCAGUACAACAAUGUCCUUCGAUCAUCAAAUAAUCGUGCCCAGCAAAAGAAGAUGGCUUUGCUUCAGCGGAAUCUUGAGACGCUCACAACUGUUCAAAAACAACUUGUGGAUCAAAAUGGCACUUUGAAGAAAGAUGUCGCGAUUGCAGAACGUAAACUUGUUGCCAGAAACGAACGCAUUAAUUCUCUCGAGUCGCUGCUGCAGGAUUCACAGGAAAAGCUAACGGCCGCAAAUCACAGGUUCGAAGCUCAACUUGGCGCCGUGAAAGAACGUCUCGAGGCAGCCAAGAGCGGUAGUACUCGUGGUCUUGGAUCACCCACCGGACCCGGUGGUUUCUCUUUUGGCGGAGCAGGAAGUCGAAUCGCCAAACCACUUCGAGGAGGUGGUGCUGUUGAGAAUGCUCCUAUCCCAGUCAUUUCUGGUCUACAGAACGAGGCCAGCGGCAACUCGGGCAACAAGCGAACGUCCUGGUUCUUCUCUGGACAGAAAUAG
Molecule: messenger RNA, 2796 nt
Organism: Glarea lozoyensis ATCC 20868
Lineage: Eukaryota; Fungi; Ascomycota; Leotiomycetes; Helotiales; Helotiaceae
Product: P-loop containing nucleoside triphosphate hydrolase
Exons: 3
Coding region: 1-2796 (931 amino acids)
Biological process (GO): microtubule-based movement; mitotic spindle organization
Molecular function (GO): ATP binding; microtubule binding; microtubule motor activity
Source: RefSeq, a predicted model, not a curated record